GCCAAAAAUGCCUGGGGCCUCGGAGAUGAAAGACGGACCUGAACAGGAGCAGAGACACAGAGCUGGCCACACAUGGAAGGAAAGGACUUCAUCUGGGAAACAGAGGCAGUGAUUGGAAAACAAACAUCAUUGUUGAUCAGGACACAGACUAUGCUGAACUGGUUCUGUUUAUUGGAGAAAUCACACUUGGAGAGAAAAAUAGGAAUUCAAUGAAAGAUAUUCAACUGAGAAGAAAAGAAGCCAAAAGUAUAUUACAGGCUGUGUGCACCCUGCUGAAUUCUGGAGGGGGCGUGGUCAAGGCUCACAUUAAAAAUCAAAACUACAGCUUCACCAGAGAUGGAAUGGGACUGGAUUUGGUAAAUUCCUUACCCGGUAUCAUGCACCUUCCUCAUGACUAUCUAGACUUCAUGCAGCACAAAGACUACUUUUUCGUUUUUGUGAAACCAUUGAAGCCGAAUCAGAAAGGGCCGGGGAUCACCACCUUGAAAACGAACUUGUACAGAAGAAUCAACUCAAUCUCAGAUGAAGUGAAAGUAGCGAAUGCAGUGCAGCUCCUCAAAUCCAGGACAGAUCCCGAAGAGAAAGCAGAAUCCAGACCAAGUUCACCUGGGAAAAUCGUCUGUAAUGAAACACUAAAUGAAUGUCUUUCCUUAUUUAACAGAGACUGGCUUGCCUAUGAGGAGACAUUCUGUUUCACUAAAUCCAUACAUGCUGAAGUAAAAUUGACUCCUAAGGAAAAGAUUUUUCCUAAGGAAAAGAUUUUAGAGCUCCUCCCUCAAACUGUUUCUGCAUUUGCAAACACUGAUGGGGGAUUUUUGUUCAUUGGCUUGGAUGGCAAAACGCAGCAAAUUAUUGGUUUUGAAGCAGAGAAGAGCAAUCUCGUGCUUCUAGAGAGUGAAAUAGAAAAGUGCAUCCAACAGCUGCCUGUCACUCACUUCUGUGGGGAGAAGGAGAAGAUCAAGUACACGUGCAAAUUCAUCGAAGUGCGCAAAUCCGGAGCUGUGUGUGCAUAUGUGUGUGCGCUCAGAGUGGAGAGGUUCUGCUGUGCAGUGUUCGCUGCAGAGCCCGAGUCCUGGCACGUGGAAGGUGGCUGUGUGAAGAGGUUUACCACAGAGGAAUGGGUGAAGCGCCAGAUGGAUGCCACUGCAGUGAUGCCUGGAAAGGUGAUAUGCUGUCCAGAAGCCCUCUAUAUGAAACCAUUCUCACAACAUGAAGGCUAUGAGCACUUAGUCCGGACAGAAUUGGGCUCCCUGCUUAAAGGAACACUGGUUAUCUCCAAGAGCUGGGCUUUGGAUCUGGGCUUGCAAGAGAAGCAGGAAGUUAUCUGGGAUGUGCUUCAUAUUUCCCAGGGCAGUCUCCUGACCCUGUAUGUCUUUGUCCAGGGAGAUGAGAACCUGGAAGGCAACAGCAGUCUUCUUGGGGAACUAGGCGCCGAGUUAAAGGGCUAUUAUAAACAAAUUGCCCUAACAUUAAAGCAGAUGUUGUUAAACCAUUGUGGUUACACUGCGGAAAUAGGUAUUAUAGUAAAGAUAACAUACUUGGGUCAUAAGACAAUGUGUCUUUAUGACACAAGCACAAAAAUACGUUACCCCCAAAAAUAUUAUCUGUCGGCCAAGGCAGUAAAGGACUUAGAAAAAGCUCUCGUUGAAAUCUUAGGAAGUUAUGAGUCUUUCUACAGUUUACCCAGGAGAAACUGGGAUUCUUUUAUGUCUGCAUUUUUAAAUGUGGGAAGUUAUAUAGUCCCUGUUUUGAGAAAUGUAUGAGAAAUGUCUUAACUCAUAUUCGAAUCUGACAAGACAUAAAAAAAACAAAUGGA
Mus musculus (house mouse) is the source of this 1816-nucleotide messenger RNA. It is a transcript of the gene Slfn3, whose product is annotated as schlafen 3. Bases 210 to 1763 code for a protein of 517 amino acids. The record is from RefSeq and is marked validated. Lineage: Eukaryota; Metazoa; Chordata; Mammalia; Rodentia; Muridae. The transcript is spliced from 3 exons.